CAUUUGUGAGAGAAUAUCAAAAUUCGGUCUAUCAUAAUGAUAGUCUGAUUUGUGACAAGCAUUUUCGGGUGUCCUGAAGGAUAUUAUAAUUAUAAUAAGGGAUGCAUGCCAUGUGACAGCUCAUGUAAGACUUGUUCUGAUGAGUCCACGUGUGAAAGCUGCGAAACUUUUAUGAAGUUCGAUGACACUACUUUACUCUGCACUCACUGAUUUGAAGAUGAAUAUUUCGACCCAACUUUGAGGAUCUGUAGAAACUGAAUGGACACAUGUGAAGGCCAUUGUAAUUCUAGAAGUGAAUGAACUACUUGAAGUGUUGGUGAAAGCCUUGAUCUUGACACUCUUACAUGUGUAACUGAUUGCCAGUCAUCUCAGAUUAAGCUUGAAGGGCAUCACUUGUCUGUACAGAGUGCAUGCAGAACUCCUUAUUAUUAUGUUGAUCCUUUGAGUACUGAAGUAUUGGAGCUUGGGACUUUGCACUAUCCAUACAGAACUAUGAAAUCAGUGAGCUCAGAAGUUCUGACAUUUCUGUCUCAUCAAGAGGUGAGCAUUACUGCAUAUGUUAAAGAUGUCUACAUUGAGGAUAAAUCUCUGUUCAUCAUGAAUGUGACACAAUUUGCAAUCCAGAGUCACCCAGAUUUAGUUAAAACUAAUACAAAAGCGGUUGUAACUCCAACUGAAUUGCCUCAGAUUGGCAUUAGCAAGAAGUCAAAGUUCCACUUGCUCCAAUCCGUUGAGCUCCCUCUUGAUGAUAUCAUUAGUGCAGGAGAAUUUUCAUCAAAUGAAAAGUUGCAAAUUGAAGGGAAAACAAGCAACAUGGUUGUCAGGUCAGGAAUCAAGUUUGAAGGAGUUGAUUUCUACAGAGAAGAAAUAGACUAUAACAAGGAUGUUCUGUUUAUGCUUGGAGUCUACCUUCAAAACAACACUGCAAGCUUUUCUAACAUGAUGAUUAAUAUCACAGGAACUUUAUGGACGACUUAUGACCCAUCCAAUAUUUAUGCUAGAAAUCUUGUAUUUGAUACUUAUAGUAUUCGAAAAGUUUUCUCUUUUCUGGUCACUUGAAAUUACCCAGAAGCUAAUAAGAUUGCCACAUUAGAUGUUGAUGGAUUCAAAAUAAUAACUUCAAAAGAUAGGACUACUGAAUCUGAGCCAUCUAAUUUAUCAUCUAAUUUACCUGGAAACUGGAUUAUUAAAAACUUUGACGGUCGGGAUGCUUAUACCGCAAUGAAUGAUCUCCAUUCGACUAUUAUAUAUGCUACUCAAUCAUUCUGCAUUCCUGAUGAUGAUUUAGUUCAGAAGAUUAAUUUAGAGAAUUUAUAUCUCUCUUUGAACAAUACUAGAGGAGAUAAAGCGAACUUGAUUGGAAUGGAUGUUUCUGCAAGUCAUUAUAGACCGAUUAUUGCUAAUCUUCGCAAUGCCAAUUUUUAUGGGUAUCAGAAGACUCUUCUCUUUCCUACAGCAUUCAUUGGCACUCUUAUUGAUGUUGUUGAAAUCGAUAGUUAUAGCCUCACUAACUGAAGUUUAUGGAGUUAUGGUUUAUUAAUUAUCGCUUUCAAGACUGUAACUAUUGGGAACUUGUUGGAGCAACCGACAGAGUUUAGCAAUAUUGAAUCAUUUGCCAGCAAUUAUGCAUCAAUUUCAUUUGUUGGUCAACUUGAGCUCAGAAAUGUCCAUCUAAAGAAUAUCACUGGACUUAUAGGGCAAAGUUUGUAUUUUAUCUCUCUAAAUUCUUUUCCUUCUACUUCUGUUGUAAUACAAAACUUGGAGGUAGACGAUUUUACUUUCUCUCAAGGAGGAAUCAUUCAAGUUACGACCAGUACGAAUAGAUUUGAGAUGAGCAAUGUGAUUAUUCAGAAUAGCCAGACUUACUCUGAAAUUCCUAUUUUCAACUUCAAUGAAAUUGGAAGCUUUGGGUUUACCAAUUUCACAAUAAGAAACAUUAGUGUUAAUGAAAAGACUGAUGAGGACUCGGUUAUUUUCAAAAUUAAUGCUCUUAACCUCAAUUCUAUCACGAACUCUUCUCUGCAAAAUUUUGAUGUUUCUGAGUGUGCAAUCUCUCUCCUUCAGUUUGGAUCCUUGACAAAUAAUAAUAAUAGUGAAGCUAUCCAUCUGGAAAUGAAAAAUAUAACUUUCAGAGAUUCAGUGGUCACUAGUCCGAGACCUGUAAUUUCAACAGAAAAUCUUGUUCAUAAAUCAAGUUUCUUCGUGAAAAUCAGUAGCUUUUCUUGAUCAAACAUCACGUUUAACAUAGCAGGAAAUAUAUUAUUAUUGUUUAGUCAUGGACUGAUUAACCCUGUCAUUGUUGAAGACUCAAUAUUUACAAAUCUUAAUUCUGCUUCGAUUUCUGCUAUAACUUCUGGUCAGGAAGAAAGCCUGGUUAAUGAAGUAACAUUCAUAAAUUGCUCUUUCUCUAACAUUUCUACAACUUCUCAAUCGCUUAUCACAACUUCUAAUAAGGCAGUAUUUAACUUUGUUGGAAGUAAAUUUGAAUCGAUAUCAGUAUUAUUUGAUAGAUCAGGUAUCAUUGAUGCUACUUCUAAUUCUAUCAUUAAGAUUACGAGUUCUAACUUCACCCACAAUUCUGCUAUAACUUCAACUUUGUUUGCUAUAUCUUUUGGAGCUUAUGUUGAGUGAAAUUCGUGAAUAAUUGCAAACAACUUUGCCAUCAAAAAUGGAGUUGUAUCAGCUUCAAAUAAUGGAUAUUUUAAAUUUUAUGACUCAGACAUAUUUUCUAAUAUCGCUCUUCAAACUCCUAUUGGGCAGAUCUUUGAUGCAUCCCAGGCUAGUGUUUUUGAUAACUGCAAGAUACAUGGCAAUUCAGUUAUGACUUUAGAAGAAAUAAAACAGGAGAUUCAAGAAGAGUGUGGUAUGUUGUGAUUUAUACCGGACAGUUUCAUUGAUAUUGUUAUAACGAAUGAAGAAGAUAGUAUUAUUGCAGGACCUUACAUAAUAGAAGCAGUAUCAGGGUCGCUUGAAAUUAUCAAUCAAACUCUAAUCUAUGAUCAAGAUGCAAUUUUGAAUUUGCUUAUGACUAUUUGAAAAAUCACAAAUUCAAUAUUUCAAGAUAUAAAUUUCACAAUAACCCCAAUUAGAGCUACUUCCUCAACGCUGGAGUGUUAUGACAUGAAUCUCACCAACAUUCAAGAUUAUGCUGAAAGAGAAAUAAUGCUGAUCAAUGGUGAAUCCAAAUUUAUCGCAAGCAAUGUUGCAUACAAUAAUUCAAAUGCCAAAUUUAUUAAAGCACUAGCUGGAGAAGCUAGUCUGACUAACUUUGUGGCUCGAAAUGUCUCUAAAUUUAGCACUCUUUUUCAAUUUUAUUCAUUAGAUGCUUUAUCUUUAAGUAAUGUAACUUUCUUAGAGUUAGAAAUUAAUUCAGGCCAAGUUAUUCUGAUUGAGAAUGCUCAAAAUAUAUAUGUAGACACACUUGUUAUCAAUGGAAUCCAUACAGCAACUGUUUCAGUUAUGAACUCUGUGGUUGAGUCAAUCAACAAUAUUCAAAUUUCCAGCUGUCUAAAAUCAAUAAUAGUAAUUGAUUCUCACAUUAAGCAACUUGAGAACUCAAAUUUCACAAACAAUGGAAUCCAAAACAAUUUGGUAUCUGGAGGAGCAAUCUCGAUGUUUAAUAGUGAUGUAACUAUAAGAAACACCACAUUCUCCAACAAUACGGCAGACAGAGCCGGAGCUAUUUCGUUCGAAUGAGACUCCGCAGAUAAAUGAAGCCUUGUUUUAGAGAGCACAACUUUCAACAACAAUAGUGCAUUUGUGCAAGGUGGAGCCAUCUACUACAGUUUGAAACGUCCAGAUAUUGUGGAUUCAAUGUUCACUGACAAUUCAGCCAGAUAUGGAGACAAUCUUGCAAGUUACCCAGUCAAAGUCAGAAUCGAAGGCCAGUCUGAUUCUUACAUCAAGUUCACAGAUGUUGGAUCUGGAAUCACAAUGCCAUCUUCUCUUGUGUUUGCAUUGCUCGACUACGACAACCAAGUUGUAAGCUUGAACAGCGAAGACACAUUUGGAAUAUUUGCACCUGCUGGAUCAAAUGCCACAGUCAAAGGCGUUAACUCUGUAAACUUCAAUGCAGGAAUUGCCACAAUCGAAGGAAUUAUGUUUGUGGACCAGCCAGGCUCCAAGAAUGUGAAGUUUGAUAGCUCUACUGCAGCAAUUGACAAAGGGAGGGUAUCAUUGGCAUUUCCAGAUCAGGAUUUCAAUAAUGAUAUCACAGUCGAUUUCAGAUUUUGCCAACCUGGAGAAGAAGCCACAGAUCAAGGAACUUGCAGGGAAUGUGAUGCUGGCACAUACUCUCUUGAAUGGAAUUCUACUGAGUGCAUCAAAUGUAUGGACAAUGCUUUGUGAUUGGGAAGGAACCAAGUUAGUGUCAAUCCAGGGUACUGGAGAUCAUCUCAGACAUCUGAAUUUAUCACUGAAUGAUUGGUCAAAGAAUCAUGAGAAGGAGGAUUCACAAAUUCUACUCUCCAUCCAGUAAACUGAGCAGAAGGGUAUCAAGGAGUGUUAUGCUCUCACUGACUGGUUAAUGAGGAGGUAAAAUAUAGGAAAGUAAGCAAUGCCAAAUGUGAUAAAUGUCCAGAUAUUAUCGCAAACACAUUCUUGGUUGUGGGACUAGCCUCGCUUGUAUUUGCAUUUAUUAUGAUUCUCAUCGUUAUUAACAUCAGAAAAACAAAGGAAAGCCAGCUAUCAGUGCUGAUUAGAAUCAUGACUAAUUACUUUCAGCUGAUUUUCACCUCUCUGUCGCUGACUACCAAUUACCCCACUUCGCUGGUGACUUUCUUCGAAAUCUCAGAGAUGUUCGGAAAUGCUUCAGAUACUUUCUUAUCUGUAGACUGAUUUAUUAGAGAUUAUGACGUUGAAGGAGCUUUUGGAUCCAAUGCAGUUUUCAAACUCUUCUUGUUGGUAUUGCUUCCACUUAUAUUAUUCGCAUUGGUUGCGCUGAUUUGGAUCGUGGCUUUCUUUUUGAAGAGAAAGUAUGUCCCCGAUCUGAAGCGAAAUCUGAUUAUAUCCUUCAUUAGUAUAUUGUUCUUACUCCACCCCAAAUUGACUGAACAGAGUUUGGGUUUAUUCAGGUGCAUUGAUGUCAAUAUCGAUGAUGGCAGAGUCCGACUGGAUACCAACAUCAAAUGCUAUUCUGGUGAACACAUCAAAUGGUUAUUGUUGAUAUCAGGACCAUGCAUUAUUGUGUGGGUUGUGUCUCUACCUUUGACUGCUCUUGUAAUACUUUUCUACAACUCUAAGAAACAAGAAGACAAUAGAAUCAAACAGUAUUUCUUGAUUUUAUACCAAGGCCUCAAGAAAGAUAAGUUUUAUUGGGAAUUCGUCAACACUGCAAGGAAGAUCUUGAUCUUGGUGAUUUUCCCAUUACCGACACUAAUUAAAAUGAUGGUUGCAAUCAUGAUUUUAACCAUCCUUGCUCGGUUGCAGAUCAAGCUUCAGCCAUACAAUGAUGCUGAAAAUAACAAAAUAGAAAUCUUGGCAACUAGUGCAGGGAUUAUUACCAUCUUCAGCGGCUUGUUAUAUUCUCAGCCAGAUGAAAUGAAAGUUUUGAACACAGUUGCUCUCUUGUUCUGAAUCUGCAUAAACACUCAUUUUAUUAUCAACUGGAUGUAUCUCCUAGUAAAACUAUUUAGAGAUUCUUCUAAAGUAUUUCAAGUUAUCUACAAACUGAUCAGCUUUGUUCUUUGUAAGCGUGUAUCUAAAGAGCCAUUGGAUUCUAAAGAGAUGUUGAAGGAUCUAACACAACAUCGAAACAAGCCGAAGAAGUACAGAAAUCAUAAGAGAAGAGUCAACUUAAAAGCCCAUAAUCGAUUGAAGAAGAAAAAGAGGCAACAGUAACAAACUUAUUUAUCCUUUUAGGAAUAAUAAACUAUUGUUCACGAAAAGAAUAAAGAAGAUACUGAAACCAAAUCACAAGGUACGCCUACCACGGUUUACUUCCCCCAAAAUAAAAAAACACUAAACUUCCUUCUUUGACUUCAAGCCACUUUUCUAAGCCACCCAUCCCUCUCCACUCCCCUUACCUCUCUAAAGCAGACAAGUGACCGCCUGAACAUCUCCACCUCGAGAAACCAUCCUUCCGCCCAGUCCCGCUCGCCCGUAUUCC
Messenger RNA from Moneuplotes crassus, 6106 nucleotides. The record is from the annotation of a GenBank genome assembly. NCBI's taxonomy places the organism in Eukaryota, Ciliophora, Spirotrichea, Euplotida, Euplotidae.